This is a messenger RNA of Saccostrea cuccullata (small rock oyster), 2312 nucleotides long. RefSeq lists its product as uncharacterized. The transcript is spliced from 2 exons. The annotation marks the transcript as partial. Lineage: Eukaryota; Metazoa; Mollusca; Bivalvia; Ostreida; Ostreidae. The record is from RefSeq and is a predicted model, not a curated record.
GAAAUAAAAAAGUAUCUAAGGGAGUUCUGGAAUGCUGUACCAGACGAGGAUAGAAGUUGGUUAAGUGAGUCUCUGAAUGAUCGGGAAUAUGCAGUCGGUUUAAAGAAACUUAAUGAUAAUACCAAGGAAAUGCUGGAUUCAAUGAAAAAGUCCAUAGUGGAACUAUUUACAGAUGAGAACAAUACAAAAGUUGAAUUGCCUUCUUCGUGGGCUCUAAUGGAGCAGUUAUUGUAUGAAGGAGGCUGGAAGGUUUUGUCCCUGAGUGAAAUCUGGAAGCUCAACUCAUUUCUUCCCCAUGAAUACCAAAUCAAAAGUGAUGAAGAAAUGUCAAAAUUUUUAAAAUGUUUUCAUGACAGUGGCCUUCUUUUGAAUUUUGAAGAAGUGGAAUUGAAGGAACAUGUUAUACUAGACAUUCAGUGGUUUGCUAAUGCUUUCAGUAAAAUAAUUGCUGAUGAAAACCACAUCAAUAAAGAUUGUCAAACAAAAUUAAUCAAAGAGUGGAAAUCCUUCAAUAAAACAGGGGAACUUAAAGAAACAGUUAUAGAUGCUUUGUGGAAAGAUGAACCCUCUUACUUGAAACAUAAAAAUGAAAUUAUGCCAUAUAUGGAGAAACUUCAAAUGCUGGUACCUUUGAAUGCAUUUGAGGCUGUAUCAGUAGAUAGCAUGUCAUGGUAUGUCCCAUGUAUGAACAAAAAGCAGUUCAAAGCUGACUUCAGUGAAGAUAAAUGGGAAUGUUCAUCCAUUUUGUGCUAUCGAUUCAGUUCCUUUGCUAUGUUUGUGUUCUACAGACUAGUAGCAUACUGCAUAAGUUCUCUAAGAUGGAGUGUUGCAAAAGAUGAAGAUAAUGAAGGAAGUCCAUGUCUUUAUCAAACAGCGGCAGUGUUUGAUCACAAUGAACACACUGUUGUUGUUGGCAUAUGUAAUGACGAUAUUCAGUUGCAAGUGCUGAGAAUCAAAUCAUUGACCAUAGACAAAGAAGUAUCAUAUGAAAUUGGAAACUCCAUUGAUAAAGGAAUAGGAAAAUUGACAGAAACAUUUAUUGGCACAAAGAUAUUCCUCAGAGGAUUCAAAUGUCAAAACAUUGUUUGUAAUGAGAAUGAUCUUUCUUUUACACUUUCAAGUGAGCUGUCCAAAAUCAAGGCAAAAGAAAUUCAGUGCAAGUGUCAACUUCGGGAGAAACAUGUGAUAAAUGUACAAAAGACACAGGGAUUCUGGGAAAAGAGAGAGACAAUUGAUUCCAGUACACCUGUGGCGUCUGGAAAAAACCUAGAAGGCCGGUCUAGAUUUGCAAAACUUGGCAUGGCUACAAAUGAUGUGUUGAAUAAAGCAUACAGAGAUAUUCUAGAAUCAGAGAUUCCUGCAUCUGAUAUUGAGAACAAGGUGAAUUUAUUAUCAAACAGAAAGAGGAUGAAUAUGAAGCUGAAUUCGGAUCAAGAAGAUCUCUUGAUUAAAGCAAAAAAUUCUGGAUAUGAGGAAUUUGAUAUAUCAUUAACAUACAAGUUGAUAAGAAACAUUUGUUCAACGAUUCCUAAACCAACAAAAGGAAAAUGGGGAGAAGAUGCCAGCAACAGGAGAAGUGACCGUGGGUGAUGAUGUCGAAAGAAUAAGGUUUAUACGAAAUAGAUUGACUGCACAUGUGAGUUCAGCCUCCAUCUCUCAGAGAGAAUUUGAUGACACCUGGUUGACGAUGUCAGAUGUCUGCCAAAGACUGGAAACCUUCACUGGUGAAAAGUACUUGGAUAGUCUUAAAGGGAUUCAGAAACUUGCUCUAAAAGAGGAAGGGGAAGAUGCAAUAAAAGAUAUCAUAGAAAAGUUUGUCAAGGAUCAACACGAGCAACAUGAACUGUUGAAGACAGUCGUGUCAGAUGUUCAAGAAUUAAAGUCUCAAAUGAUGACAUUAAAACGAAAUUGAAGACUGGAAGCAACCGCUAGAAAAAUUUUUUUUUUACUCAUAGAACGUUAGCAGGAGUAGUAAAUAAUGAAUUCUGUUACACUUGGUUGAAGAUGUCGGAGAUCUGCAAUGCACUCGAAAGUUUCAUUGGUGAAAAUCCUUUGAAUAAGUCUUAUUAUAAAUAUAAUCAUAAACUGGAUAUGAGGAAUAUGAUAUUUCAUUUAUAUACAAAUUGCUAAGAAACAUUUGUUCAAAGAUCCCUUAGUCAUCAAAAAGAAGGUGAUGAGAAGAGCCAGCAGCAGGAGAGGUGACAGUGGGUGACGAUAUAGAGAGAAUUAGGUCAAUACAAAAUAAUUUGACUGCACACGUGAGCUCAGCCUCCACCUUUCAGUGCAUAACACUGUGGGCGACAGUGCCGGAU